This is a messenger RNA of Uloborus diversus, 2244 nucleotides long. RefSeq names its product protein CIP2A homolog. NCBI's taxonomy places the organism in Eukaryota, Metazoa, Arthropoda, Arachnida, Araneae, Uloboridae. The record is from RefSeq and is a predicted model, not a curated record. Bases 1 to 2244 code for a protein of 747 amino acids. The transcript has 2 exons.
AUGGAUGCUCAGAACAUUAUUACAGCAUUUAUCUCAUCUGCUAAUCAAUAUUCUCUUUGUCAAACGGAUAACAAUCUAAUGAACUUGCAGAGACACUUGGAGAUAUUAUUGUUGCUAACGAGCAACAACACCGAUUACUUUAGAAGUUUCAAAUCUUUAGCUUCUCAAUGCAUCAUUCAUAUUACCAAUAUUCUUUUAGAUGGUAAUGUUAAAAUUUCUUUGAUUCCACGAGUUUUAACUAUACUUCAGAACUUGGCUAAAGAUUUCGUGAUAAAGAAACAACUUCAGUCCACAUUUCAUGUCCAUUCAGCAGUUUCUGUAUUUUUACAAAACUAUGGUUCUGACUUCAAAGAUAACUUAGUGUUACAAUGUUUUUAUCUUUUGGAAAAUAUCACAUAUGGCAUCACAAUAGAUUACUUAGAAAGCCAUUUAGAACAUUUAAUCAAUGUUUUGCUAAAUAUUGUGGAUAAGGAGCCUUCUGAAUGCUUAGAGAUUUCACUUCAUUUGUUAGCAAAUCUUUGUCGUCAUAAUUUAAAAGUACAGAAGUAUGUCAGUGGAUUAGCAAAUGUUAAGCAAAUUAUUAAGAAACUUGUCAGCAUGUUGCGAAAGCAAGAAUCACACAUUGUGCUUUAUACUCUAGCCAUUCUUGGUAGUUUAACUCCUAGUAAUUCUAUUUUGAGUAAAUUGUGGACUGAAGAACAUUUAAAGAUGACUUUUGAGUUAAUUUUGAAAUUACUCUUUGAAGAAGAUACAAACUGUGCUUUAGCUGCUUUAGAUCUAUUUACAGAUUUAUCUCAAGAUGAGCGCACAAUGCGAAUCGCUGCUCUUGCUUUAACUUCUACUAAUGUUAAACACAUUAAUAGUGCUUUAUCUUUGGUGUUAUUAAGUAAAUGCAAUGAUACUUUUACUGUCUUGAGUGAAAAUUUAUCCCAGAGGAAUUCGAACAUGCAAAGACGUAUGUCGCAGAGUUCAGAGUUGUUAGAUUCUAUGGUUAGUUUGAAUGAAAACUAUGUACAACCUUCAAAGAAAAUUUUAUACUCAUCUGCAAAUACAUCAUCAGAGCUGAAACUUGACUCUGUUCUCAAUAAAAUCGAAACUGGGCUCAAUAUAAAAGAUUUGAAGAGGUCUGAAAUUAUGGAUCUGUAUGAGCAUAAAAUUGCUAUUCUGACUCGAAAAGAAAAGGAGUUACAAAAUUAUGUCGAUGCGAAAACUUGUGCCUUACAGGAAGCUGAUCGUGUUAUGGCUCAGUAUAAGUGCAGGCAAGCAGAUGCUGAUGCUGAAGCUUGGGCUUUGAGAAACAUGUUAAAAGAUUUAGAAUACAGGUAUGAAAAAGCAUCUUCACAACUUGAAGAAUAUCAACUUAAGCAAAAGAAAUUAGAGAAUGAUUUAGAAAAAGCAUGGCAAACAAGUUCUGAACUGCAGAAAAGUAUAAGUGAUCAGAAAGAAAUAAUGCAUACCCAAAUGACAAGACUUGCUGAUCAAAAGAAAAUGGUUGAAGAAGAAAGAACAAAGUUGGUUGAACAAAAUGCCUUCAAGGAGCAGGAAAAAAAGAACUUGAAAUUACAAAUUCAGCAGUGCGAGGAUGAGCUUAAAACAAAGCAUAAGGCAUAUAAAGAGUUGGAAGAAAAACAUGAAGAACUGGGAAAGUCUUUGGAAGAAACCAAAAAAACCCUUGAGAAGUUAAAGAUUAACUAUGAACAAAAACAGCAAGAUUUGGAGAGAAUUAUUACUGAAGCUGAACAAAAAAUUUCAACUCUAGAAGAAAAAAAUGAAGCUCUAGUGAAUGAAAUGGCUGAAAAACAGGAUGAUUUUACCCAUAAAAUAUCUGCAUUAAUGAUUAAAAAUGAUGAACAAUGUGAAAACAUAAAAUGCAAAGACUUAAAAAUAGCGGAAUUGAAUGAAUCACUCAGGAAAUUAAACGAUGCUUUCGAUAAGAAAUGUUCAUCCAUAUCUGAAUUGACAAAAUCCAAUAAGCAGUUACAGGCAUCUAUAGAAGAAGCUGAAGAAUUCAAGGAAAAUUUGAACAAGGAAGUAGAAAUGCUGCAAUUGCUAUGCAAACGAUAUGAAAGAACGCUUGAUAAAAAAGAAGUUGAAUUGAAAAAUACUAAAGAUGAACUAGCAAAAUCAACAGAGGAAAAAAAUAGUCGAAUUAAACAUCUUGAAGAAGAACUUGAUAAACAUGAAUACAUUAAGACUAUGAUUCAUCAGAUGACAAGUGGCAGAGGAGGUCCUCCUAAAACUUGA